AUGACUCUCCAACAUAAAGUCUUCUUCAGCAAGCGGCCGAGUGCCACCAGAACUGGCCCUGCAGGCGCUGAUGAUCUUAAAUGGGUCCCCACGAGCUCUACGCUUAUCUACGGCGAAAAUGAUGCUGUGCUCGUCGAUACUCAGCUGACGGUCCAAGCCGCGGAAGAGUUGGCCAACUGGGUUGUUGAUAGUGGGAAAAACCUAGUAGCCAUUUAUAUCACUCAUGCGCACGGCGAUCACCAUUUCGGCAGUUCGACUCUGUUAAAACAGUUUCCCAGCGCGAAGGUUCUGGCGAUACCAGAGGUUGCGUCCAGGAUGGAGAACGAGCACUCGCCAGAGAGAUUGCAGAGUGUGUGGGAAAAACUAUUCCCUGGACAGAUCACAAACUCGUUCACGUCCGCUGAAGCUCUUCCAGCGGAUGAAUUUGAGCUGGAAAAUGAAAAGCUGGUGGUAGUGCGACUGGGCCACACGGAUUGCGACGACACUACUGCUCUAUGGGUGCCCUCGAUUGGUCUGCUUGUGGCGGGGGACGCCGUUUAUGGCAAUACGCACCCUUAUAUGGGGGAAUCUGGGACCAUUGAAUCGCGCCUUGCCUGGAUUGUGGCGCUGGAUAAACUUGCUGCCUUGAAUCCGAAGGUAGUCAUCGGUGGACACAGCGACCCAAACGGUUCAUUCGGUCCGGAUGCUAUCACGGAGACGAAGACCUACUUUGAAACCUUCAAUCAAGUCGUAGCGGAGUCGAUGACCGCCGAAGAGGUUUAUUUGCGUAUGAUGAAGUUGUAUCCGUCACGGCUAAAUCCUGGGUCACUCUGGAGCGGUGCAGCACUUUCAAAGGGAAAGUGA
This is a messenger RNA of Aspergillus oryzae RIB40, 843 nucleotides long. Its product is annotated as MBL fold metallo-hydrolase. The record is from RefSeq and is a predicted model, not a curated record. The coding region runs from base 1 to 843 and encodes 280 amino acids. The transcript has a single exon. NCBI's taxonomy places the organism in Eukaryota, Fungi, Ascomycota, Eurotiomycetes, Eurotiales, Aspergillaceae.